CAGGAUGCGGAGCCUCAAGCACCUGAAGCCUCAUAGCAGGAGGAGUGCGGAGGAGAAGACACAGCGGGCAGUCCAAUGCCCGUCUGAGGUCAUGCGUGGGCGCGCGGAGGUGGGCACUCAGACGGAGCCAGUGGUGGUGCUGUCGCUGGCACAGGCAGCCGUGCUGGGCCUCAUCUCACAGAACGAGGUUUUCGGAGCCACCAUCGCCCCCAACGGCUUUUACACGGGCGACCCCAAAGAGUCCCCCGCUCCCCCUCCGAGAGGAUGGACUACGAGUACGCCUGACCAGCUCAUCGGGGCCAACGGAGACUACUUGGGCCAGAAUGGUCUCGUUGAGGACGGACACAUGCCCCCCCACCCCGACUGCGGAGACCGCAGGUGGCACGGACCCCCCCACGAUGGCCCCAAGCCCCCGACGGGCCAUCCCGACCCCUCUGUAUCAGGGGCAGGGGUCAAAGGUGAAGGGUCAUCUGCAGGAUCUGGGCUGCCUUCUUGCGGGCACAUGAUGAGCGGCAUGCCCAUGGGCGACCCGGCCGGAGGGUACCGGCUGGCACACAAAGACCCGCCACCGCCUCCCCCACCGCACGCCGGGUGCCCCGACUGCCUGCGCGAGGCCAAGAGCUCCCACACCCCCACGCCGCAGGGCGACCCGCACCCUCACGCUCACCCGCACGGGCAUCACCCGCACCCGCACGCGCCGCCGCACCCACACCCUCACCCCCAGCCACACACGUCUUCCCGUGACCGGCACGGACCGCCGCCGGGGAAGAGAGGCGUGGGAGGAGCGGCGGGAGCCGGGGGAAGCGCCGGGGACAACAGCGACGACCGAGGAGGAGAGGAGAACGGGAGGAACCGCGGCGGCGGCGCAGGAGGAGACGAGGAAAUAAGCGGCUACUUCCAGCACGGCGAGGUGGGCUACGAGUCCAGCGAGAUGGGCGGCCCCGGCGGAGAGUUUGAGGAGAACAGUCAAGGAAUGUUCUGGAACGACCCGGGCGAGGGUGGAGGAGGAGGAGGAGGCGGCGGUGGAUCGGGAGGAGGGAGUAGCGGAACGGCCGCCCACCAUCACCACCACCACCAUCACCACCACCAUCACUCGGGCCGGCGCAUCGACCGCCUGGACAUCAACAUCCAGAUCAACGAGUCGUACUGCGUGGACGUGGGCGAGGGCCUGCGCCGCUGGAAGUGCCGCAUGUGCGACAAGUCGUACACCUCCAAGUACAACCUGGUGACGCACAUCCUGGGCCACAACGGCAUCAAGCCGCACGCCUGCCCGCACUGCGGCAAGCUCUUCAAGCAGCCCAGCCACCUGCAGACGCACCUGCUCACGCACCAGGGCACGCGGCCGCACAAGUGCACCGUCUGCAAGAAGGCCUUCACGCAGACCAGCCACCUGAAGCGCCACAUGCUCCAGCACAGCGACGUCAAGCCGUACAGCUGCCGCUUCUGCCGCCGCGGCUUCGCCUACCCCAGCGAGCUGCGCGCGCACGAGGCCAAGCACGAGCGUGGACGCUGCCACGUGUGCUCGCAGUGCGGCAUGGAGUUCCCCACCUACGCCCACCUGAAGCGCCACCAGGCCAGCCACCAGGGGCCGCACGCCUUCCAGUGCGGCCAGUGCCACAAGUCGUUCCCCUACCGCAGCCAGCUGCAGAGCCACAUGCUCAAGCACCAGCCGGGCCGCUCCUACGCCUGCUCGCAGUGCGGCCUGCAGUUCCAGCAGCUCUACCUGCUGCGCCAGCAUGCCUUCACACACAAGGGGAGCACGCCCAGCACGCCCAGGGUCAAGGGCCGUAAGGGCUUUAAAUGCGACGUGUGCGCCCGUGAGUUUACGCUGUCAGCCAACCUGAAGCGCCACAUGCUGAUCCACGGCAGCGUCCGGCCCUUCCAGUGCCACGUCUGCUUCAAGUCCUUCGUCCAGAAGCAGACCCUCAAGACCCACAUGAUCGUGCAUCUGCCCGUCAAACCCUUCAAGUGCAAGGUGUGUGGGAAGUCCUUCAACCGAAUGUACAACCUGCUGGGCCACAUGCAUCUGCACGCGGGCAGUAAGCCCUUCAAGUGCCCUUACUGCUCCAGCAAGUUCAACCUCAAGGGCAACCUCAGCCGCCACAUGAAGGUCAAACAUGGCAUGGACGUUUCUCCAGAUGGCCACGACGCCCCACCAGAGCUGGAGCCCCAGGAGGACUAUGAGGAGGAGAACUUUGACUUUGCUCCUCCUGAGAACAUGGAGAACAGCGACGCACCCAACCUCACCAAGCUGUCGGAGGUGGCCAUCCAGGAGCUGGACUACUACAACUUUGGCAAAGACGUGGGGAACUUCAACUCAGCCUGAGAGCAGAAGAACUGCCCCCCACCCUACCCACACAACUCUGCCCCUGCCCCAUCCACACACCCCCACCCACCCCCCGCGUUCUUGACCUUUACUACGCAGCACUCUCACACACACACACACACACACACACACACACACACACACACACACACACACACACACACACACACACACACACACACACAAACACACAUAAACACACACACACACAUAAACAUGUGGAUGAACACAUGAACCUGCCGCCAGCAUUGGCGCUUACUGACCCUGUGUAAGCCAGAACUCAACCCCAGGGAAUUAUAGUGGAGGCUGUGGAGGGCAGCCAUCUUUGCUUUGUUUCCUCAAUGCGCUGCCAUUGUGGCUCUGUUUCUGCUGAGGGACUAUGAGUCUGGAGAAACACCUUCACCCACAUGACUUCCUGUUUCCUGCUCAAGCAAUGAUGGACCCUCUGAAGGUGAACAGCGCUGAGACUGUUUCAAACUGCAGUUACACACACAGGAAGUCCUGUCCUAGUUUGAUGUUCCUGCAACAUCUAAAAGAAAAAAAGAACAUGCAUUUGCAUUGUGGUCAUAUUAGAAGUCAAAUAUUUAAAGGACUGUUUUCCAUCUGCCAUAAUCCACCCGUCAUGUUACUUUGGUGAGAAUGCAUGUGAAAAAUGGUGUAAAUGCGAAGUAUGAAGUGAACAACUGUUUGUGUGUAUGUGUGAAGAAUGGUGUGUGUGUGAUUGUGUGUGUGUGUGUGUCUGUGUGUGAAGGAUGGUGUGUGUAUGUGUGUGAAGGAUGUGUUUGCCGUUUACCCCCCUUUACCAAAGCUCUUGCUGUAAGCCAGAACAUACAACACCUUACCCCGAUCAGUAACCCAUCGCCCCCAAAUACCCAUGACAACAACCCAAAACAAGCAACUACACCUAACCCGUGCCCUGGGACCUUGCGUUGUCGGGUCUAAAGCCUACUGGUUUAGUACUGUGAGAUAUCUUGGUUUAUAAAAAAAAAACUGUGUACUUAACAUUAGUUCUCAGUGUAGUCAUUUAGCUCUUCAUGGACUAACUUUCAUUGUUGGCAAGAACUUGUGAUCCUUCUCCAUUCCCUCUCUGGUAUCUGCUUUGUUCGAUUGCUGAAGUUGUUCUAGAAAGUUCAAAAGUUCUGAUGAAACCUGUUGAUGUUCGGUUUUUGGUCACCCGAGAGACUGCAAUCUCAAAUCAGAGUCCAGUUAGAAGAGAUUACAGUUCCUUGUUACUGAAUGCUAUUUAUUUUGCACUUUUUGAUGGAAACACACUUAAAGAAAAGGGGAAGAUGUCUCAAUUCAAGUAUUUAGCCACUAACCUUCCUUUUGGCUGGUUUUCUGGUGAAGCCUUAAACCUAGUCCUGGACUUCAUUUUGUUUAUGAGGGGGAAAAAAAGAGUUUUUUUUUUGUUUUGUUUCUGUUACAGCUUCCAGUAUAGACUAGCACUAGAAUUAGCGGCUAAUGGACUGAAUUGAAUUCACCCACCCUCUCUGUUCUCUCCUGAGAGACAAACUUUACCUUUGACCCUUUUGUGUAAGAGCUCAUCAUUUCAUCGCUACUUCCUGCUCCCAGCUGGCAUCUGCCUGCUCUGUAGAUAGUUAAUGAAGCUUUUUUUUCAUGCUGGUUGCCAGGCAAUUCUGUCCUGUCUUUGGGUGGUAGGAGAGGUGUGUAUGUUUGUUAUUGCAAAAGAUGGAGAGUUGGACAGUAGAGGGAGAGGGAGGCAGGGCAGUCUGUGCAGCUUUGCUCUUUGGGAGAUACAUCAGUCGUUAUUCGAACUCACAAAAUGGAUGGAUGGCUUGUCUUCUCUUUUGGUUCUGAGUAGUGCAACCGACUUUGAAAAUUCACACCUGGUUAUUUAAUAAAGAUUCUCUAGUUCAGA
Alosa alosa (allis shad) is the source of this 4205-nucleotide messenger RNA. It is a transcript of the gene znf710b, whose product is annotated as zinc finger protein 710b. The record is from RefSeq and is a predicted model, not a curated record. Gene Ontology annotation, biological process: regulation of transcription by RNA polymerase II; central nervous system development. Gene Ontology annotation, molecular function: DNA-binding transcription factor activity, RNA polymerase II-specific; RNA polymerase II cis-regulatory region sequence-specific DNA binding. The transcript has 5 exons. Gene Ontology annotation, cellular component: nucleus. NCBI's taxonomy places the organism in Eukaryota, Metazoa, Chordata, Actinopteri, Clupeiformes, Clupeidae. The coding region runs from base 5 to 2326 and encodes 773 amino acids.